CGUACGCAGGCGCAGUGCUUGUGUGUCGUGGGCUUCAGGGCUGCCUCGUAGCAUCUGCAACCUGGGCGUUCUCCCGCUCGCCGCCGCUCCGCCUACGUCCAGGCUCCGCCCGGCGGCUCGAAUUGCGCAACCCGUUGGCGUAACCGGGAGCGCAACGUGGAGACCCGGCUCGGUGGAUUCCAAGCUCUGCAGCUGGGGAACUAGAGGGCGGACCUUGAUGCUGAACAUUCCUUGUGAGAAAUCUGAGGCGCAUACUAUUGAGGAGCCACAAUUUUCCUACUGCCUGCUGCCAAGUUUCUUGAGAGCCCAACUGUUGGGGCAUGAAACAGCUCUGGCCACCGACAUAGCCAUCAAGCCAGGAUGAACUAAGUACUGUACAUCUGCUUUGCCCCUGAUUGAUAUAAGAGCAACACCACCAAUCAGGACAUCACUUUCCACCAUAAAAACUCAUUUUUGACAUUCUGAGUGCAGAUUGGCAAAGCUGGGACAAUUGGCUGAGAUACAGACAGCAGAAGCAGCAGAGGAUGAACUGCAGAUGAGAGUGCCCCCUGACCACCCCAGGCCUCAGCUCAAAGGUCUCCUGCUCACAGAGUCUUUCCCUGACCAGUCACCUGUCACCCAGACCCGUUCCAAUCCGGGACUAGCCCUGCCCCAGAAUGGUCCAGGACCUCCAGGCUCCUGACUCUCACAGGAAAGAAUUCAAGAAUGAGUCAUGGUGGGGGAUACGGGCUGCAAAGAGCCUUCUGGCUCUAAGGGAACAGGAAGAACUAGAAGAUUUGCCAAAUGACUACCCCUCAAGCACCAGUGAAGAUGAGGGGGACAGUGGUGGAGAGCGAAAGCAUCAAAAGCUUCUGGAAGCAAUCAGUUCCCUUGAUGGAAAGAAUAGGCAGAAAUUGGCUGAGAGAUCUGAGGCUAGUCUGAAGGUGUCAGAGUUCACGGUCAGUUCUAAAGGAUCAGGAGAAAGGUUAGUCCUUUCAGUUCUGCUUGAACCUGUUAAAACUUCAUCCUCAUUGGCCACUGUGAAAAAGCAACUGAAUAGAGUCAAAUCAAAGAAGACUGUGGAGCUACCCCUUAACAAAGAAGAGGUUGAGCGGAUCCACAGAGAAGUGGCAUUCAAUAAAACCUCACAGGCGCUCUCCAAAUGGGAUCCCAUCGUUCAGAAGAACCGACAAGCAGAGCAGCUGGUUUUCCCCCUGGUAAAGGAGCAGUCAGCCUUCGCUCCCAUGGAGCAUGUGCUCAACGCCUGGAAGGCAAGAACACCCCUGGAGCAGGAGAUUUUUAACCUCCUUUGUAAGAACAAGCAGCCAGUGACAGACCCUUUACUGACUCCUGUGGAAAAGGCCUCUCUCAAAGCCAUGAGCCUGGAAGAGGCUAAGAUGCGCCGAGCAGAGCUUCAGAGGGCCCGGGCCCUGCAGUCUUACUAUGAGGCCAGGGCUCGAAGAGAGAAGAAAAUCAAAAGCAAAAAGUAUCACAGAGUUCUGAAGAAAGGAACGGCCAAGAAAGCCCUAAAAGAGUUUGAGAAGCUGCGGAAGACCAAUCCUGCUGCUGCACUGGAAGAACUGGAAAAACUCGAAAAGGCCAGAAUGAUGGAGCGAAUGAGCCUUAAGCACCAGAACAGUGGAAAAUGGGCAAAGUCAAAGGCAAUUAUGGCCAAAUAUGACCUGGAGGCUCGCCAGGCUAUGCAGGAUCAGUUGGCCAGGAACAAAGAACUGACCCAGAAAGUCCAGGUGGCCUCCGAGAGUGAGGAAGAGGAGGGAGGUGAGGAAGAAGAGGGUGAUCUCCUUGUCCCUGAUGCAGUGAAUGAGGCACACAUGACUGCAGAUGGACCGAACCCCUGGAUGGUCAGGAAUCACUCUGAUGACGCAAAAGAGGCUGAAAUCCAGAAGGACUCUGAACAACUUCCAGAGCCCAUGGCCAACGAGGCUUCUGAGAGUGAGGAAGAAGAAAGACCAGUGGCAGAGGAAGAAAUUUUGUUGAAAGAAUUUAAGGAAAGUCAGUCACUUAGGAAAAUGUCGGGGCUCAACCAGGACACCAAGCCAGUGGGCAGACAAGAAACAGAAGAUUCUAGCACCCAGGAGGUGCUAUCCAAACUGAGAGGACUGUCUCAGAAACUCAACAAGGACAACCAUCAGUGCAGGAAGCAAAACAUGGGUUCAGUGAGGACUGUUUUGUCCACCCAGAGAGAGGGACCUGCUGGGGAAGAAGAGGAGCCCCUGUUGCUACAGAGGCCGGGGAGAGCACAGACUCUGGAGGAGCUAAAGGAACUGAGCAAAGAAGGAUGCUUUCAAAAUGAGGAUCUUCCCAGACCUGCGUUAGAAGGGCAGCAGGUGGAGAGGAAUAAUCAGCCUAGUGCUCCCAAGAAGAAAAUGAAGGAGCAAAUGAUUGACCUACAGAACAUCUUAACCACAAAAUCUCCUUCCAUGAAGUCUUCGGCUGUCCCCACGAUAGAGGAGUUGGAAGAUGAACAAGAGAGAAAGCAAAAGCAAAUGAUAAAGGAAGCUUUUGCUGGUGAUGAUGUCAUCAGAGAUUUCUUGAAAGAGAAGAGAGAAAUAGUGGAGGCGAGUAAGCCAAAGGACGUGGACCUGACUCUGCCUGGCUGGGGCAAGUGGGGCGGUGUGGGCCUGAAGCCCAGUGCCAAGAAGAGACGCCGGUUUCUCAUUAAGUCACCUGAAAGUCCUCCAAGAAAGGACAAGAAUUUACCAAAUGUGAUUAUCAAUGAGAAGCGAAACAUCCAUGCAGCAGCUCACCAGGUGCGGGUGCUUCCAUAUCCAUUUACCCACCAUCAGCAAUUUGAGAGGACCAUCCAGACCCCUCUAGGAUCUACAUGGAACACCCAGAGAGCCUCCCAAAAGCUGACUACACCCAAGGUUGUCACCAAGCCAGGACAUAUCAUUAAGCCUAUAAAAGCAGAGGAUGUGGGCUACCGGUCUUCCUCACGGCCGGACCUCUCUGUCAUACAAAGGAAUCCAAAACGACUCUCCAUACAUCACAAAAAACAGCUGAAGAAAAACUAAAGAUAGAGUUGCUGGAGGAGUGACAUCUUGGUGCCCAGAAGCAGGACCCUAGAGUGCUCCUCCAUUGGCCGGGUUUUACUAGUACUACAAGCUACAUGAUCAAUUUCAAAAUUUGUUAGCACACAUAUUAGGAAUAAAGGCAUUUUUAUCUAUUAAAAAAAAAAGAAUGAGUGAAAGCCAGUUUUGUUCAGGUAGAGAAAAAGAGUUAGGAUGCGGGUUCCUGGAGACAGGAUCAGGGGUUGAGCUGCCCACUGCCCCUUUGGUUGCAAGUCUCUCAGGGCGUCGCUGUGAAAGUAGCAAAAGUACAUGUCCAAGUGGAAUGGGUGAACUCGAGAGUGAGUUGUGUGCUG
Myotis brandtii (Brandt's bat) is the source of this 3364-nucleotide messenger RNA. Its product is annotated as U3 small nucleolar RNA-associated protein 14 homolog A-like. NCBI's taxonomy places the organism in Eukaryota, Metazoa, Chordata, Mammalia, Chiroptera, Vespertilionidae. Gene Ontology annotation, biological process: rRNA processing. Gene Ontology annotation, cellular component: nucleolus; small-subunit processome. The coding region runs from base 657 to 3014 and encodes 785 amino acids. The transcript is spliced from 5 exons. The record is from RefSeq and is a predicted model, not a curated record.